CUUAAUAUACAUUCUGAAAAUAAAUAUAUGAAACAUUUGUUUAUUAAUCUAGGAGUUAAUGUCCGUGGUGCAAAGUAGCAAAUAAUUCAGUGUUUGCAAAGAAACGUUAGGAACCAAAUAUUGAGCCUUUGUUCUCUCGGGGGAUCAUUAUAGACGUGAUACACAUAGGACAGCAUGGCUGAUGAACCUCCAGUAAAGAAAAUUAAAGCAAAUCAACCACCAAAUAAAGAGGGUGAGGAGAGAUUAAACUGGAGGAAAUGGAAAGGACAAAAGAAAGAGGAGAAGAGACAACGCAAAGAGAGCAAACUCAUCAAGCAGCUGGAGAAACAGAAGCAGGAGAAAGAGGAGGAGAAUAAGCAGCAGGUUCAGCAUGAAGAGAAGGAAAGUAAAGGUCGUGUGUAUACGUUGAGCGUGGCUUUGCCUGGCUCAGUGAUGGAUAAUGCUCAGUCACCGGAGCUGCGGACGUACCUGGCGGGUCAGAUCGCCCGGGCCUGUGGCGUGUUCUGUGUGGAUGAGGUGGUCAUAUUUGAUGAGAUGGGCGGGGAGGAUGCAAAGAGCGUUGAGGGAGAGUUCAAAGGCAUUGGAAAGAAAGGCCAGGCCUGCGUCCAGCUCGCACGCAUCCUGCAAUACCUCGAGUGUCCACAAUAUCUGCGGAAAUCUUUCUUCCCGAAGCAUCCAGACCUGCAGUUUGCUGGUCUGUUGAAUCCUUUGGACAGCCCGCAUCACAUGCGCAUGGACGAGGAGGCGGAGUUUCGAGAGGGGGUGGUGCUCGAUCGGCCAAGCAAACCGGGGAAAGGGUCCUUCGUCAACUGCGGGAUGAGGAAGGAAGUUCAGAUCGAUAAACAGCUUAAGAUGGGCCUGAGAGUGACUGUACAGCUCAACAAGAGCCAAAACAAAGAUGGGAGAGUGUAUAAAGGUGUAGUUGUGGCUCCUCAUGUGCCGAGGACUGAAGGUGGGCUGUACUGGGGAUACAGCGUCCGAUUGGCUUCCUGUCUCAGCGCUGUGUUCACCGAGUGUCCGUAUAAAGAUGGAUAUGAUCUGACCAUUGGCACAUCAGAGAAAGGAAACAACGCAGAUCACGUAUCUCUAUCUCCAUUCAAGCACAUGCUGGUGGUGUUCGGUGGUCUUCAGGGGUUGGAGGCCAGCGUUGAUGCCGAUGAGAAUCUGAGCGUCACUGAACCCAGCGUGCUCUUUGACCUUUACCUCAACACCUGUCCUGGCCAGGGCAGUCGCACCAUCCGCACCGAGGAGGCCCUAUUGAUCAGUUUAUCAGGACUCAGGGAGAAAAUCGCAGCUGUAUUACCUGACCUGUCCAAAAGAUGACCACAGGAAGUACUUUUGAAGGACUAUGGGAAGUAGAACAAGUUGAGCAGACCAAGUGUGCACUCAAAUCUAAAAUCUUGGAUCUCUUAUGAAUUUAAAGUGUAUACAGCUUUUGCAUUCUUUAUCAAUGUACAUUCUGUGAAUCUUUUUGUAUCGACUCUAUUAGUUUGUAUCAGUGAAUUGUCAUGAAUAUUGUUCAGAAACAAAUCAUGAGACUCAAGAAUCUGCUUCAAAGGUAUACGUUUAUUUUUUUAAGACAGGCAUGUAAAGAACAUUCAUAAUGAGUGAAGAGCAAAACAAUCAGCCCAUACUGUCAUAAUACUGCAACCAUGAGUAAUAAUCAUCAUUAUCAUAAUAAUAGUACAUAGUGAUUUCAGUCUGAAACCCUGUGCAAAUCAAUUAAUCUCAAUAGAUUACCCACAAUCCCCCUGCUCUUGUCAUUGUGCAGAAGGUUGAUUUUCAAGAACGUAAUCGUUGAAUAGCAAAUAAAUACUCUGAAGGUUUCAACGUUACAGGUGAUAAUCGAGAUCUUUCAGGCAGGACGUGUAAAUGAAACGUUACGUUUGGGAUGUUUACGUCAUUCAAAGCUUUGAGUUCUUCUCAUGCUUGUUGAAUUUUUUUUACACUUGAUUAUUUAUUUUAGGUGUCAUUGGAGAUGCAAGAUCAACUUAAUGCGGUUUUGUUAUUUAUCAGCAGAUCAGCUGUUAUUUAUGGGUCUCGUACAAAUCGAAGGCAAGACAUUCAAAGCAGCACAUUAGUUACCCGAACUACCACUUCCUGUUACCAACUUGAGUUCUCCAAUGAAAGCGCAGUGCCAGAAAAGGCAUCCUCCAAUGAGGGCUGAGCAUUUACAACAGUCAUGAACAUAUUUAGAAAUAAAGCGAUUCAGUCAUAAUGUCAUAUUUAAAUGUGUGUGUGUGUGUACACUAACAGCUGUAGCCGGAAACACUCAAAUUGUACAACUGAUCAAUAACUUCAGAACUACUUCUGGGUCAAAAUAAAUCGAAAGGCCUUUACACACACUACUGACACACUUUCAACGCAACAGUAUUGUGUGUGAUUGUUGGUGUUGAUGAAUAUAAUAUAAUAAUCUUUUUGGUUGAACUUCACAAAGAUAUGUCCAGGUCAUAUUUCACCCACAAUCAAAAUCAUUGUUAAAAAUAUAUUUUACAUGAAGCCAAUUUUAGGUCCAGUAAGAUGUUAGUAGAUGUAUAUUUAGCUCAGUAUUUAAAAAACACACAAAUAUGACAUCAUGUACACAUACUGUUAAAUUAAAAUCAAUUUCCAUGUUUUGUAAUGAGAACUGGGUCAAUGAUCAUAAAAUGCAAAACAUAUGAAUGCUACUAGAUACUGUAGGCCUGUAAAACAAAGA
Molecule: messenger RNA, 2695 nt
Organism: Pimephales promelas (fathead minnow)
Lineage: Eukaryota; Metazoa; Chordata; Actinopteri; Cypriniformes; Leuciscidae
Gene: spout1
Product: SPOUT domain containing methyltransferase 1
Biological process (GO): maintenance of centrosome location; miRNA processing
Cellular component (GO): mitotic spindle; kinetochore; spindle pole centrosome
Molecular function (GO): miRNA binding
Source: RefSeq, a predicted model, not a curated record